AUGUUGUUAUCAGUUGUUUGUUUUCUAUACAAACGUGUUACAACCAUUAGAAACCAACGCAAGAUGCCUUCUACCAAGACCCAAGAAAAUGCUGCAGUUGAGAAGCCACAUAGCAAGCCUGGUCGCAAGGCUCUCACAAGUGAGCCAAAGAACAAGAGAACUGCCCAAAAUAGAGCUGCCCAAAGAGCAUUUAGGGAACGGAAGGAGAAGAGAAUGAAGGAACUCGAAGAGAAGGUGCAGGCGCUGGAGAAGGAGAAGAUGCUGCUGGCCAAUGAAAGUGAACUUCUUAGACACCAAGUGCUGACGUUGAUGAAACAGGUCAAAGGAUCACAAGGUAUUGAUGGGAAUCAUGGCAUUGAUAUUAAUACCAACACGUCGGUAUCUCCUGAGGUGAAAUUGGAUACCUCUUCGGAGGCUUGGGAUACCUCAAACGAUGGGAAGAGUAGUUUCUACGAAUCAUCGAGCUCAAGUGUUCACUCAAAUACCCCAGUAUCAUUUGGCAAUGAUUACAUGGCUAAAAUGACCACUCCAAAGGAAAGCAGUGUUGGCAACUUAGAACUGACUAACAAGCUAAACAAUGCAGACUUCAAAGAUAAUUACGAUGAACAGAUAUUUUGUACAGAAUUAAGUACUGCUUGCGGUUCCAAAUCGUGUCCCAUUCCGAGGGGGAAGAUGGAGAAACAUGGACAGAGUAUUUCAAGUGAGUAUUCGGACUCUCAUGGCCCAACCAGAGAAAAGGAUGCAAAACAUGUUCCUACUACGUAUAGUGGCAGUUCGUGCCAGUCUAUGACAUCUUCCUCUUCCGUUACAUCUCCAGAGUUCCCGAGCCCUCCAUCUCAAGUUAAAGGGAAUGUGUUGAACCAUGAUACAAGUCAUUUUUCAACCCCUUUUCUGAAUGAUGGAAAAGUCAAUGAAGGGAUUGAUUCUUUAGAUAAUAUCGAGAGUCCAAAUUGGAAUUUUGAUUUUGGGCAUUUUGAUAAUAAGCAACCUUCGGUUAUACCAACGAACAGGGAAAAUGAAAUGGAUUUUCUUCUUUCCACUAACGAUUUCAACAACAACUUCAUUUCGAAGAAUCCAGCUGCGUUUCAGCUUGAUCCAACAUCGGCUGUGUUUGUUGACCCUGUAAGUAACGAUUUUGAAGUUGAUUUUGAUGACAAUGCAUUUGAUGAAUUACUUAAAAUUCCACAAGGGGAGGAGGAGGUUGAGGUACCUUUGGCUCUUCAAGCUGGAAAUACAAGUAAGGAAAAUAUCCAUUCUGGCAGUUCCAAGGUUGUUGAUAAGAAAGAAGAUGAGGAAACAGUUCCUGACACUAACGGAAACUUGAUAAAAUGUUCACAAAUCUGGGAGAGAAUAACAACGAAUCCUAGAUUUACGGAUCUCGAUAUUGACAAUUUGUGUGAUGAAUUGAAACAAAAGGCCAAAUGUUCUGAGAAUGGUGUCGUUGUUGACAGUGCUGACGUGGGUAAGUUACUGCAAAGUGCAAUCAGGGAAAAACAGGAGAACACUCAAAGAGAACGAGAGGUUGCUUUGAAGAGGCUGGCGAUUGCCAACAGCAGUGGGGGUAGUAUCUUGCAAGGGUUGUGGUGA
Pichia kudriavzevii is the source of this 1587-nucleotide messenger RNA. RefSeq lists its product as uncharacterized. Lineage: Eukaryota; Fungi; Ascomycota; Pichiomycetes; Pichiales; Pichiaceae. Bases 1 to 1587 code for a protein of 528 amino acids. The record is from RefSeq and is a predicted model, not a curated record. Gene Ontology annotation, cellular component: RNA polymerase II transcription regulator complex. The transcript has a single exon. Gene Ontology annotation, molecular function: DNA-binding transcription activator activity, RNA polymerase II-specific; transcription cis-regulatory region binding.